AUGGACGAAAGAAAGGCUUAUGGUAAAAUUAUCGACGAUUUCAGUAAGAAACUUAGUUCCUACUAUGAGAGUGGUAAAAUCAAAUAUUGGUACCCUAUGUUCUCUAAGAGAAAUAAUAAAGGAAUUGAUAUCGAUUGGGUUGCAGUGAACGAUAAAUUGUUCUUGAAGAAUACUCCUAAUAAAGUGUUGUAUAAUAGAUGGAUUAUGGCCGAUAGUGGUUUUAUUACAGCUUUAGUGUAUUCUGCGGAUGGGCAGUAUCUUAUUAUCGGUCAUUCGACAGGACUUGUUCAGAUGCGACAUGGCCAGAUUGGAACGGUGAUGGCGACUCUACGUAACAUUCAGUUUCCCCCUAAACCUGUGUACGCUUUAGAGUACAGUCGUACUGAUAAAAACGUCUGCUAUGCUGCAUGCACUGACGGGGCCGUGUACAAGCUUGAUAUACCUGAUGUUAAACAUAUGAACGUAAAUGGUCAAGAUACUCCAAAAUAUUGCAUCAGAGCCGAUCCAGCCCUAGAAUGUCUUAAUACUCAAUACUAUGGAAACCCAUCCGCCUCUGGCAACUCUUCACCGUUCAUCACACAGCGCACUCCAGUCCUUUCCCUGGGACUAACAGCCGAUUCCCAGAAGAUGGUCGUAGGAUCGGCGGACUGCUCUGUAAAAGUUUAUGACAUGGAAACGCAAGAGCCAGAGGUGAUUUUCAAAGUGCACAAGCUUCGCUUACAAUUCAUUCCGAAGAAACUACAACGUGUCCAUAGCUCGCAAGUGGUUGCUGUACGAUGUCAUGAUCAGAAACCAAACGUGUUUGCCACCGGUAGUUGGGACAAAACUUUGAGGAUAUGGGACACCAGAUGUAAAAUUGGCUGCAUGAUGACAUUCGAAGGUGUUAACGUAUGUCAUGACAGUAUUGAUUUGAAUAGAGACCACUGCAUUGCUGGAAGCUGGAGCCCAACCGAAGGCCUGUCGGUAUUUGAUAUCGUGGCUCGCAGGAAACUCCACGUAGUCCGUGUCCAGAAUCGUCGCCCUGACGUCGAUGGGGAAUAUGUAUACGCUUGCCGAUAUUGGAGAUCUCAAUUCAACCACAAAGGCAAAUACGCCAUCAUAGGAGGCAGCGGAACUAACUGCGUGGAGGUGAUUAAUCUUCACAACAGAUACAUCACGUGCUCAUACCCGGCUUCCGGCACCGUGCUGGCUGUUAGCAGCCAUGAAGACCGUAUUGCUUUUGGAGGCACCGCUCCAGUAUUCAACAUAGUCAGCUUCCACGAUCCGAAACAUGAAAAAUACGAAGUCGAUAUCAGUCCCUUGGACUUCACACGAGUUCCGAUACAGGAGUAUGAAAUGGAUCUCACAAGAAGAUCGUCUAUAAUAGAAGACUUGAAAAAGAACCAGGAAGGCAAAAAGAAAUCAACAAGGACAAGUAACGAGACUAUGGACACUUUACUAGACAAUAAUGAAGACAAGGUUGAAUUGAAGAAACAAGACUAG
Hyposmocoma kahamanoa is the source of this 1482-nucleotide messenger RNA. RefSeq lists its product as uncharacterized. The record is from RefSeq and is a predicted model, not a curated record. Bases 1 to 1482 code for a protein of 493 amino acids. The transcript has 10 exons. Lineage: Eukaryota; Metazoa; Arthropoda; Insecta; Lepidoptera; Cosmopterigidae. Gene Ontology annotation, molecular function: protein binding.